CUCCCCAUCCAUCUCUUCCACCUCCUUCUCCUGUCCCGAGAAGCAUUUCGCAAUAUCUUCCCAAUUAUCAUUUUGUGACUAAGUAAGGCAUUUGCAUACUCCACUUGUGACGUCACUGUCGCCAUGACCAAUCAAGUGACAGUUUCUUUUGCUUUACGAUAACACACUUACAUAUGCACAACAUCUGUUAAAGUUAUUUUAAUACUGUAGGGAAGUUCCAUCUUCUCACUUCCUACGCGUACCCAGAGAAGUGUGGAUACCCAGGGAGGCUAACAACUAGACAAAACUUCACGGAAAAUUUUACAUUUUGAUUAAUCACAUGAAUCGAAAUUUUCCUGAUUAAAUUCGUUUAUUUUAAAAAAGCCUUUUGAAAUAAUGCUCCCCCUUGCAAGCAUGGGCAUUUGUUCAUCACUGUCUCUGACGUCAUUCUUACGUAUAUAGAUAUAAUGCUGAAAAGUCGUUCUGUUUAGUGCCCGUUAUUUUAUGAUUUAUUCGGAAGUUGGAACAGGAUUGAUUUUCAAAAAUCGUAAGUGGGCCUAAGCAGGAUCUAAGGCAAAACAUAGCGCGUAGAUGGUACCUCCUGGUCAAGUUAUCAAUUUGAGGAGAUCUUCAAUACCCGUCCAGCCAGAUAUGAAGAUCAGAAUCCUCUUAUCGCCCCUGUUCGUCUCGCUCUUCUUCCUCUUCUUCCUCUUCGGCCAAUUCCAUUUGCCGAAAGAAGGCCGGGCCGUCCCUUCCUACGCAAGAGGUCCCUAUAAGCCCACACAAAUCGAAGAUGAUAGGGAGAGAGAAAGAAUCGGAGAAGGUGGAGAAGAGGAGGGGGCAAGAAGUGAAAUACCGGGAAGAAGAAAAGAAGGAACAGAGACAGGAGGGAUAGUCAAGGACUCAGAGAAACGACAAAAAUUGGUGAUUUUAUGGACAGGUUGGAGGAGCGGAUCGACGUUCAUGGGCCAGGUGUUGUCGCGAGCCGCUAAUGCCACGUUCUACAGCUACGAGCCCCUCCACAUGUACGGCGUGAAGGUGAUGGACCAGGAUGACGCAAGAACCCGCAGCGCUCUGGUACUGAUGAAGGACCUCCUGCUGUGCCGCCUCGAAAGCCACUCGGACCAGGUGUCCUACAUGGGCAGGUGCGACUUCUACCUCCGCCAGAACGUCUACCUGAAGGGGCACUGCCUGAGGGAUGAUCCCAAGUUCCAAGCGAGCCUCUGUCGAAACGCCUCCUACGUGGCCGGAGUGUGUCGCUCUGCGGACAUGAACGUCAUUAAGGUGCUUCGUCUCAGCCUGCAGUUCGCGCGACCUCUGUUGGAAGACGAUGAACUCGACGUCCAGAUCAUCUACAUGGCUCGUGACCCUCGCGCCGUCCUCAGCUCGAGGAUGAAAGCCUUCUGGUGCACAGGCAUAUGUGCGGAUUCCCAGACGGUUUGCUCGCUCCUUGAGGGCGAUCUCAGGGAUGCGGCUUUGCUCUCCCGAGAAUAUCCUACGAGGUUCAAGUUCGUCCUGUACGACGAGAUCUGCGACAAAGGCCUCUCCGCCCUGCAGGCUGUGAUGACCUUCCUUGACCUCCCCGUCACCGACGCACAAAUAAAACUCCUGCCACCGAGGCAGACCUUGGGCAUGAUGAGCAUCUCGAGAGCCGACAUGUGGAGGACGAGGGCUUCCUUCGCCAAGGUCGUGGAGCCCCUCCAGAGGCUGUGCGAGGCUUCCUUGGAGAAGCUGCAACUGAGGGCCUUCGCGUCUCAGGAGGAAUUGCUGGAUCUCAGUCGGCCGGCGUUGCUUCGCUCUCCGGAGAUCUAGGUGGCGCUGGUGUUGUUGUGGUGAUGAUGAAGGUGAUGAUAAUGGUGAUCGUGUGAUUAAGAUGGUGAUGAUGUGAUUUUUUUUUUUACUAUACAAACAAUGGCGGAUCGCAAAUGAAGCUUUUAUUCUUCUAUACAUCAUUUCUUUUCAACAUUUGCAGCGAAUGCCAUUUCACACGAUAGAUUUAACCUCUCGGUGUGGUUGACAAGUCUGAGAUACGAACUAUAUAUUGUAUAAUCUUAAUACUCCAUAGACAUUUAAAGUAUUGAAGUAUCUGGACAUAUGUCCUCUUUGAAAUGUUCUUAAUUAACUCCAAAAUAAAGAAGACACCUUUCAAUAAAGUGUCGCAUCAAAUUCUGUGUUAUUAAUAAUAACAAUAAAUGACUAGAAACACCUAUUAUAAAAUCAAGUUCAAGUCUCAAUUCGCAUCAGGUCAUAGGAAUAUGGUUACUAAAGAAGGUUUAAUUACUUAGUUAGAACAAGUUUCUAAUAAAAGGCCACUUUAUUAAUAUGUAUGUCACAUCAUUUAACAUGUAAUUGGUUAAAGGAAGUGAAGACCCUAUGUUAUAGUUUACUUACGCUGUAAUAUCACUAACCUACAUAUCUGUCCGGUUCAUUCCACCCGUUUUUUUGUUGUUGUUUUUUUUUUUCAGUUCGUUCAUCAAUCCCAAAUAAAUGCAGAGGUUAUGUUUCAUAUCAAUUAAAUAAAUUUGCUUGUACA
Molecule: messenger RNA, 2512 nt
Organism: Penaeus monodon (black tiger shrimp)
Lineage: Eukaryota; Metazoa; Arthropoda; Malacostraca; Decapoda; Penaeidae
Product: carbohydrate sulfotransferase 3-like
Exons: 6
Coding region: 571-1791 (406 amino acids)
Biological process (GO): N-acetylglucosamine metabolic process; sulfur compound metabolic process
Molecular function (GO): N-acetylglucosamine 6-O-sulfotransferase activity
Source: RefSeq, a predicted model, not a curated record